Camellia sinensis is the source of this 1571-nucleotide messenger RNA. The record is from RefSeq and is a predicted model, not a curated record. NCBI's taxonomy places the organism in Eukaryota, Viridiplantae, Streptophyta, Magnoliopsida, Ericales, Theaceae.
ACAACAACGUUCAAACCUUAGAGUCAGACACCAAACCGAAGACACAAACACCCCACUGCAGCCCACCGUACGGAAGACAUUACCACCGCCACGACCAUCACCACCACCGCAAAGCACCAUCGGCACAACCACAGAUCUCAGCUUUUGAGGCAUAUUACUUUGGCUCAUGGAAAACUGUGGAGCGCUUACAAAUUAGGAAUGGGGUCAUAACCAUGCUUUUGUUUGAUUAUGGAGAUUUAAUUGAAGAAAAUGUUCCCAUUUCCAACCUGCGAAUAAGGUCAAGAAAAGCCACUUUGUCAGAUUGCACCUGCUUUCUAAGGCCUGGACUUGUUUUUUGUGUGCUAUCGACCCCUCAAGGUACUGAAGAUUCAAGUGAUGAUGAAAAUCAGGAUCCAGCUGAGGAAGCUGCUAUUGCUGCAUUGAAGAGAGCUCUUGGUGCUUUGAGCGUUCAUCUGGCUUCAAAUACUUACCUGGUUGGUCAUGCUGUAACCCUGACUGACAUUAUCAUGACAUGUAACUUGUUUCCGGGAUUCACUAAUGUCAUGACUAAGAGCUUUACUGCUGAGUUCCCUCAUGUUGAGAGAUACUAUUGGACCAUGGUUAACCAACCAAAUUUCAAAAAGGUGAUGGAGGUUGUACUCUUGAUCUACUGCCCCUAAGUAAGAUGAUACUGGAUGAGUGGAAGAGGCUGUACUCCAAUACCAAGACCAACUUCCGUGAAGUUGCAAUCAAAGCGGAUUGGAAUUGGGCCCUCACAAAAUGAUGGUGGGAACUGCUAUUAGUGGUAAGGCUUUAAGGUGUGGAUUGUGGGAUAGAUAUGUUAUCCAGGUUCUUAAUGAGGAAAGGAUAUCGGUGUUGUUUGUAUGGUUGUGGGUGUGCAUUUAUGGCUUUGAUUUUGACUCAAACGGUUGCUAUAUUUGAUUGGUUUACAUACUCCUCCCAGUGAAAAUUUUGACAUUGAAAAGCCUUUUGGUAGUUAAAAAUUUUGAGUUAAGAAAAUGAUUUCCGCUUGGACUCCAAUAUGACAACAAUGCAUUAAACCUAACCGGAAAAGGGCGUUAAGAGGGCAAAAAUGCCAAUCAGCUCCCAAACGACCGUACGGAUGUCACGGCCACCUUCCCAGUCACACAUAGGACUUGUGACAUCAGACGGAAUGUAAUUAGCACACGUAGUUUGGGACUUAGAGCCGAAAAUACAUUAAACUUAGUCGAAAAAGAGCAUUUUUGGGGGCGAAAAUUCACAACCACCCCCGAACCACCGUGUGGCUCACACGUACAGUUUUCCCAUGACAAAUAAGACUUAUGAGAACUGACGGAAUGUAAUUCGGACCUGUAAGUAGGGAGUUAGAGCCAAAUAUGCACUAAACUUGGUCGAAAAGGGUGUUUCGGGGGCGAAAAUUCAAAACAGUCCCCGAACCACCAUGUGACUCACACGGACAGUUGUCCCAUGACCAAUAGGACUGGUGAGAACUGACGAAAUGUAAUUCGGACCCGUAAGUAGGGAGUUAGAGCCGAAUACGCCCUAAACUUAGUCGAAAAAGGGCGUUUCAGGAGCGAAAAUUCAAAACAGUC